Messenger RNA from Tripterygium wilfordii, 1668 nucleotides. RefSeq lists its product as uncharacterized. The coding region runs from base 77 to 1453 and encodes 458 amino acids. The record is from RefSeq and is a predicted model, not a curated record. NCBI's taxonomy places the organism in Eukaryota, Viridiplantae, Streptophyta, Magnoliopsida, Celastrales, Celastraceae. The transcript has 14 exons.
CCGCCGUUGUGCUCUAUACUUUUUCGUCAAAAUCCUGUUGAUAUUCGGGAGUACUUGUAUUCGCUUUCAGUCGGCAAUGGAAGAACUGAGUCAGCUAGAAGGUCUACAGAGAGCACUCUCAUUCAUGCAAUCUCAAGGCAUAAUAAUAUCUUCCAACAACGAAUCUGAUCGCUUCCUUGCCAAUCUCGUCCUACUAUUGAUUAAACCUUGCGGAGAGCUCGAUACGAACGAUAAGUGCAAUUUGAUUCUUGAAUAUAUGCCAAAAUUUUCGCCUUCCUUUCUAGCGGAAGCCUCUCUCUGGCUCGGUGGAGAAGAUAAAGACACAGUUGAAUUCCAUCAUGAAAGUAAUGUUGGAGGUAGUUUCCUGAGCAAAUUUGAUGGCAAAGAUUGUGGUCCACUGGAGAUGGAUCAUGAGCAUAUGGCUAUGGUUGGGCUUGAUGCAAUGCAGCGAGCAAAUUCUACUCUUGAGGAUUUUUGCAGAUCUUAUUUUAUGUUUCAUGGGAUGGACGUAAACUUGCCACAGUCAAUAUUUAAAUAUUUACCCAUGUUUUCAUUCGUGGAAAGUUACAUUUAUCAGCUUGAUAGAUUGAACGAAAAGACCUUGCACAUACCAGCAAGUGGAAUGAUAGCUUUAGAAAGACGAGUGGAAGAGGAAGUAAAUGAAAGAUGGGCAGCAAAGUUUAUGGAUGCAUUUAAUAUUGGUCCAUUCAAAGCUCUUGUAUGUGUACUUGAACGUCAUGGACUUUUGACGGAGAGGAUUGGAAAAGAAUUAAGAUGCGGAGAGGAAUAUUGGGCUCUAGAAAGAAAGCUCUGCUCUGCACUCAUGAACAAAACAGAGAUUUCUGUCGAAGAUGUGAUUAGGGCGAUUCAUCUGAAAUCGUUUGAUUAUCGAGUGCUGAAUCUUCUUCUGUAUCAAUUGAGAGGGGAAAAGGUGAAUGACUUGCAUAUGGAAUUUCUAUCAAUCUCUGAAUUUCUGGUGGAGGUAUCUGAUGAUUUGUUUGACUAUGAGGAUGAUGUCUUGGAGAAUAAUUUCAAUAUCUUGCGCAUGUUUGCCAGAAUCUAUGGACCUUCAGAAGCCCCAGCUAUACUGGCAAAGCACAUUACUGAGGCUGAAGAGAAGUACGACUGUCUACUGAGAAGUUUGGAUUCCCAACUCUCUCUAAGUUACCAAAGGAGAUGUGAAGAAGCCACUAAAGAAGGUGGGAAGACAUCAGGAAAUCCUCUUGGAACAUGGAGUAUACCUACAGUAAUUGUGGAUGAGAAUUCUUAUCGUUCCAACUUAUUACAUUCAAAUACUCAGCGUAGCCUUGGGUUGAUACAGAAUUUAACCGAUGCAACUGAUUGCCGUUGGAAGCCUUUAGUUCGCCACGUCAACUGUGAGUCCACAAACUCUAGUGUUUCCAGUGAAGUGAAGUUAAAUAUUAGUACAAAGUAUCCCAAAGGGAAUAAUUGAAGAAUUUUAUGCAAGGUAAAAGUGGUGCUAGGGACAGCUUGUUCUCUUCAGAUUCAUAGGAGGCAAAUGUGAAGGGGCACUUUCCUUUCUCUUUAUAAGUAAUAAUAAUUCAAUAAUAACAUGAUGAUUAAAAAGACUAUAUGAGAACUCUGAUUAUGUGCAAUACCCAUUCCGCUUUAUCAUUGCAUGAAGAGGUAACUGUUAAUGUCAUGAGA